AUGGGUAAUAAUAGGCCCAGAAAGAGACGUGAGGGUAGAAUAAGGAGAUCUCAACAAAAUAAGUGGAAGGGUUAUGCUACCGCGCCUGAUAUGCUUCGGUUCAAUAAUUGCACUAGUAAAGUAGCUUCUCGUCAACAACCUAGAUCUCGACCCUCAAGACCGGCAGUCCAACCCAAACAGACCGGCAAAAAGCAACCUUUCGGCCACCCUAGUCCUUGCGAUUCUCGGUUCACGAAGCCCACCUUGAUAAUACAGAAGGCUAAUACUGCUCCCGCCCCAAGGAGCCUAGGUGACGUCCUAAUGGAUUACCCCGAGAAGCGAUUUGAUGGCUUCAACCAAGAUGUCCUUGUCUUAGUCGCUAAGUCUGCGUUGCAAGUCACUGACGAAGCAACGGUGAAAUGGCUACACAAAUGGUGUCCUUGCAUGGACUUCGCGCUGAUUUUCGACUGGAUACGAUCUAUGGACUGCGUCGAGAACAACUACAAACACAACCUCUACAUGGUACCAUCUGAGGCCAUGGACAUCAAGGGCACCGGCACGACGCUAGCAAACCUAUAUCGUAAUUGCCGAGCAGUCUACUCUAAGUACCCCGUCCUCAAGAUGUCCAAUGUCGUGGAGGUUUUCGAUCAGUGCAUCAUUCUCUGCCGCGUACUCAAGAAUGACAAAUGCAGGGGUCUCCUUCAGGAGGCCAAGCAGAUCAUCCAGUGGCUCCCCGUCGGCCUCGGAUGCAAGGAACUAGAGGUGAAGAGGAGAUUAUCUCGCAACUUGAACGAGAUCCCUGCCUCCCUGGAAGACAGAAAGGAGUUGGAGGAGGAAUUUCUGGACACAGCACUCGUCGAGUUCGAAAUACAUCGGCAAGAAUUCACCGUCAAGCUUCUGCAGCAAGUUAAGUUGCUGCUAGACUCCUCCGACCCGUUUGGGGUCCACGAUAAUUGA
Messenger RNA from Daldinia vernicosa, 936 nucleotides. RefSeq lists its product as uncharacterized. NCBI's taxonomy places the organism in Eukaryota, Fungi, Ascomycota, Sordariomycetes, Xylariales, Hypoxylaceae. The transcript is spliced from 2 exons. The record is from RefSeq and is a predicted model, not a curated record. Bases 1 to 936 code for a protein of 311 amino acids.